AUGGGGGCCAAUCCCAUAAAGAAUCCUAGCAACUCUGUUCCAGUUGACCAUCUGACUACUGUCCUUCCAGCAGAUGGUAUCCCUUGGUGGAAGCAGGGGCAUCUUUUACGUCUGAACCUUAUCAUCCUUUCUUUGGUGUUAUACUCAUCGGCCAACGGGUAUGACGGAUCUUUAAUGAAUGGCCUUGAAGCCCUCGACCAGUGGAGAGAUUUCAUGGACCAUCCAGCUGGUGCUUGGCUUGGAUGGAUCAAUGCAAUCUACUGGCUUGGAUGUGGUGUUGGAUACCCAACGGCUUCCUGGAUUGCCAAUCGCUACGGACGCAAGCGAGGAGUUUACAUUGGAUAUAUCUUCCUGAUUCUCGGCAGUGUCCUCCAGGCAGCGGCACCAAAUGACACGGCAUUCUUACUGGCCCGUUUAUUCUUGGGAGUUGCCUCUGCCCUGUUUGGAAACGCUGUCCCCCUCCUAAUCAACGAAAUUGCUUACCCGGCCCACCGUGGGAUCCUCAAUUCUCUUUUCAUGUCGGGAUGGUACGUUGGUGGAACAGUCGCGGCUUGGGUGCUGGUCCUGGCGACUCCCAUCACUCUUGCAAGCGCUAGUGCCACUUAUUGCUUUGCCUGGACUUUUCUUUGCCCCGAGAGCCCUCGGUGGUUGGUUUCGGUUGACCGGGAGGAGGAAGCACGUGAAAUACUUACAAAAUACCAUGCUGCGGGUGAUGCUUCCACGCCUUUGGUCAACUACGAAUUCCAGGGGAUUCUUCACACCAUUCGGGCAGAGAGGGAGGCAAGUAAUAACGGUUCCUACGCAGAGAUGGUCAAGACACCAGGUAACCGUCGUCGGUUGAUGAUUUCUAUCAGCUUGGGAAUGUUUGCCCAGUGGGUUGGCAAUGGUGUGAUUUCAUACUACCUGGCCCUAAUCCUGACAUCUGUUGGUAUCACAAAUGUUCGAGACCAGACCCUCAUUUCCGCUUGCCUCCAGAUGUGGGAUCUAGUGUUUGCUGCACUUGGAGCCUUUUUGAUUGAUCGGCUGGGACGCCGUCCACUUUUCAUGGUCUCGGCCGUGACUAUGUUUGUGAGUUAUGUGCUUGUGACAGCUCUUUCGGGGUCCUUCGCGACGACGGGCGAUACUGCAACCGGUGCUGCCGUCAUCCCGUUCCUUUUCAUUUUCUUCGCAGGAUAUUGUAUCGCUCUAACCCCCUUCCUCACCUCAUACCCCUGCGAAAUCUGGCCCUUCCGCCUCCGAUCCCGCGGUCUGACCGUCACAUGGGUCUCCACGAUUGUUGGCAUGUUUUUCAACACAUUCGUCAACCCCAUUGCAUUGAGUGCUAUUGCAUGGAAAUAUUAUAUUGUGUUCAUUGUUGUGCUGACGAUAUUCGGUGUUACGGCAUACCUUUUCUACCCCGAAACCAAAGGCUACUCACUGGAGCAAAUCGCCGUUAUAUUCGACGGCCCAGAUGCUCCGGUGGGAAGUGGUGAGCAUCAUAAGAUCCCGGUGGAUAUCAACGAUGAUUCAAAGUCUGGCUCGUCGACUGUCCACAGCGAAAUAGCCUGA
Molecule: messenger RNA, 1548 nt
Organism: Penicillium verrucosum
Lineage: Eukaryota; Fungi; Ascomycota; Eurotiomycetes; Eurotiales; Aspergillaceae
Exons: 3
Coding region: 1-1548 (515 amino acids)
Biological process (GO): transmembrane transport; carbohydrate transport
Cellular component (GO): membrane
Molecular function (GO): carbohydrate:proton symporter activity
Source: RefSeq, a predicted model, not a curated record